Molecule: messenger RNA, 3317 nt
Organism: Calypte anna (Anna's hummingbird)
Lineage: Eukaryota; Metazoa; Chordata; Aves; Apodiformes; Trochilidae
Gene: LIPA
Product: lipase A, lysosomal acid type
Exons: 9
Coding region: 393-1589 (398 amino acids)
Molecular function (GO): hydrolase activity, acting on ester bonds
Source: RefSeq, a predicted model, not a curated record
GGGCCGGGCGGCCUCUCUGCCGCCGAUAGGCUGCGUCCUAUGGCCUGAGCGGCUCCUCCGGCCUAGCGCCCUCCUCCCGCCGCGGGGGUGCAGGUCGGUCCCAGCACUGCAGCCGCUCUCCGCUGCUCCUUCAGCCGCUCGGGGUUGAACUACGCCUCCGGCCCGCGGCUGCCACCCCGGCUGUGACGGGAGCGCGGCCGCCCCCUUCCUCGCCCUGCCAGGCGGACGCGCGGCUGCCCCCGCCCCCGUCGGGCGGUCCCAGGCCGGUCGCCGCGCCCGGCGGAGGCGGCAGCAAAGCCUCGGCAGGACCCGCUCGCUGACACCCCAGUGCCGGGUCCUGCAACGCCGCAGCGAGUCGGUGGUGCCUCCCGCCUCCUUCCCGCAGUGCCAGAAUGCGGGACCUGGUUGUCGCCGCUUUCCUGCUGCAGAGCAUCGUCGCUUCGGGCGCGUUCGCCAGUGGGAGGAGAAAUGUGGAUCCCGAAACCAACAUGAACAUCAGUCAAAUUAUUACCUUCAGGGGAUACCCUAGUGAGGAAUAUGAAGUGACAACAGAAGAUGGAUAUAUCCUUUCUAUUAACAGAAUUCCUUAUGGAAGCAAAGGCUUCGAGGGAAGCAAAGGUCCAAGGCCUGCUGUGUUUCUGCAGCAUGGUUUGCUUGCAGAUGCCAGCAAUUGGAUCACAAACUUGGAUUACAACAGCCUCGGCUUUAUGCUGGCAGAUGCUGGAUAUGAUGUGUGGUUGGGAAACAGCAGAGGGAACACCUGGUCCAGGAAACAUACACACUUCACAGUGAAGCAAGAAGAAUUCUGGGUUUUCAGCUUUGAUGAAAUGGCUAAAUAUGACAUUCCAGCCUCAGUAGACUUCAUUUUGAAGACGACUGGCCAGGAACAAAUAUUUUAUAUCGGCCAUUCACAGGGCACCACAAUGGCUUUCGUUGCUUUUUCAACUUUGCCACAGCUGGCUAAGAAAAUCAAAGUGUUUUUUGCCCUGGCACCAGUAGCUACAGUCAAGUUUGCCACCAGCCCUCUGGCAAAAUUGGGAGUGUUUCCUGACCUGCUACUUAAGGACAUGUUUGGAAAGAAGCAAUUCCUCCCUCAGAAUUCUUUGCUGAAGUGGCUUGCUACCCAUGUUUGCACCCACAGAAUACUUGAUGACCUUUGUGGCAACAUAUUCUUUCUUCUGUGUGGUUUUAAUGAGAGAAAUUUGAACAUGAGCCGAGUGGAUGUGUAUUCAAGUCACUGCCCUGCAGGGACAUCUGUACAAAACAUGAUCCACUGGAGCCAGGCUGUGAAGACUGGAGAACUCAAAGCAUAUGACUGGGGAAGCAAGGCUGCAAAUAUGGCUCACUAUAACCAGUCUGCUCCCCCUUUCUACAAAAUAAAAGAGAUGACUGUACCAACCGCGGUGUGGACUGGUGGACAGGACUGGCUGGCAGACCCUAAGGAUGUUGCUAUGCUGCUCACUCAGAUCAAAAACUUGGUUUACCACAAAAGGAUUCCAGAGUGGGAACAUUUGGAUUUCAUCUGGGGCCUUGAUGCACCUUACCGCAUGUAUAAUGAAAUAAUUAACAUGAUAAGGAAGUAUCUCUAAAUCUGCAUAGUAUUUUACCAUAUUAAUUCAUUAGGAAUUAAUCUUUUUGGAACAUACGCUUUUUUGGCAAUAAUACUACAUUGUUUAUUUAUGAUGCAUUUUUAAAAUGCCAGCAAUGACUACUGAAUUGGAUUAAUAUUUGAUUUGUCUUUCUCAGUAUUAUUUCUCUCUCCUAUGGAAAUCCUCAUCGUAACCUGCUGAUUUUGCACAGUGGCAUGGUACUCAAAAAAAAAAAGCAGUGUGAGUUUGCACAAAAGGAGUACAACAGUACAACAUUUUAGUCAAAUUUAGUGACAUGUCUGAAAGACAAGUUCGUUCAUUUAGCACCCCAGGUGCUUGAUGAUUAAAUCAGUAAUUAUUUCACUGUGCAUAAACCACCCUCCUUUCUUAGUACAUUGCCAUUUCUGAGUACCUUUCAGAAGUACUCCUUGUACUGCAGCGACCCAUUUGGUGCUGAUAUUUUAAAAAGCACUUAGUGACUUUUUGUUGUGUGUAUUGUUUUGGUCAUCACAUACAAGCUAGCUACUUCAAUUGACUUUCUUUUUCAAGAUGGCCCAGAAAAACUGUCAUGAAGCCAGUGAUAACCAGUUGAAAUCUCCAGUUUUGGAACAGGUGCAUUGCUUCAUUUUUCUUGAUUUAGUGGUGUUCUUGAAGCCUUUCACGGUUCCCAUACCAGAUAUAAGAGAAUCUUUAUUUGCCCAUGCAGAUUCCUGGAACAAGAAAGGCUUUUAAAAAAAAUGUCACUUUCAGUUAGUUUGUCAGCAGGUUACGGCUUUGAAGGAGAAAGAUGUAACGUAUUUGUGUUUUGUUUUCUUUGCACUGACCACUAGAAAAUAAGCUUCCCCAGUAUACUACUGGGGACCAAAGCCAAAGUAUUGAUUCUGCAGCUUGAGUGACCUAAUUUGUGUGGACUUUUCCCCAUAAUCAUCUGCUGCUAAAGAUCUGUUUACUUCUUAGCUUCUUCUGUGGUGCUUUCCACCAUUGUAUUUAGGAACUGUGUAAUUCUCUGGUGAAGUAUUAACAGUAUUAACACUAGGUUCCAUUUGUCUCUGUUUCCACUUCAAAAUGGGGCUAAGCCCCCAUUUAAUGGGGCGGGAGAGGAUUCACAUCUGCUUCAGGGAUCUGACUUUGGAGUUGAAAUGUCUGCAGCUACAGGUGCCUUGCUCUUUCCAUUGGCUAUGCAGAGGUCUUGGAGUCCUCUGAACUGCACAAAGUUCCAUGCCAAAUACAGAUGUAUGAGCUGUCUCUAGUUGCCUCAGUCCAGAUGAUAAUUUCUGUGCCGUGGUUGGAUUCAACCCAGAUUUAUGUUAGUAACACCAACAGGAUAAAAAGCCUUUUCUACACGAUGUAGAAAAUAGUGGAUUUUAAACUGAGGCUUUUUUUUUUUUUUUUUUUUUUUUGAAAUUACAAGAAGGUAUGUGAGCUAUAAUUUCAAGUUUGUUUGUUUGGGUUUUUUUAGUUUUUAAUUCAGACUCAGGAAAUCCUUAAGCUUUUUUUAAAGAAAAAAAAAGUGGAUCAUGGUAUUUCAGUUGCAGUUCCCAGCAGAACAUCUUUGUAUUUUUUUAGCAGCCAUAUUUGCUUCACCUUGCUGUGCUGAAAGGAAGUUUCUGUAGGAAUCCAAAGUGACAAAUUUAGCAGUUGUUAGGGUACAUGAUACAGUAAGAGCUGUGUGCAUCAUGUUUAUUAAGUCUGAGAUAUUUCAAUAAACAUCAAACCUGUUUGGAGUGA